UUCUCGGGACAGCUUCUCCAUCGGCCCCUCCGGAGUCCGGCUCGCACGGGGGAGUGGCGGCGCGCUCAGCCAAUUGCCGCUUGGAAAAGGUGCCUUCUGCAUCCCAUUGUAUGUACCCUAUGUGCUGACGGGCCGCUGGACCUUUGGCCGGGGCCUCUGCAAGCUAUGGCUGGUGGUAGACUAUCUGCUGUGUGCCUCCUCAGUCUUCAACAUCGUGCUGAUCAGCUAUGACCGAUUCCUGUCAGUCACUCGAGCUGUCUCCUACCGGGCCCAGCAGGGGGACACACGACGGGCAGUGCAGAAGAUGGUACUAGUGUGGGUGCUGGCCUUCCUGCUGUACGGGCCUGCCAUCCUGAGUUGGGAGUACCUGUCCGGUGGCAGCUCCAUCCCCGAGGGCCACUGCUACGCUGAGUUCUUCUACAACUGGUACUUUCUCAUCACGGCCUCCACUCUCGAGUUCUUCACACCGUUCCUCAGUGUCACCUUCUUCAACCUCAGCAUCUACCUGAACAUCCAGAGGCGCACCCGCCUCCGGCUUGACGGCGCCCGUGAGGCUGGUCCAGAACCCCCACCUGACGCCCAGCCCUCACCACCUCCAGCUCCCCCCAGCUGCUGGGGCUGCUGGCCCAAAGGGCAUGGGGAGGCCGUGCCACUGCACAGGUAUGGGGUGGGCGAGGCAGGCCCUGGUGUGGAGGCUGGGGAGGCUGCUCUCGGGGGUGGCAGUGGUGGGGGCGCUGCUGCCUCACCCACCUCCAGCUCUGGCAGCUCCUCGAGGGGCACUGAGAGGCCACGCUCACUCAAAAGGGGCUCCAAGCCAUCAGCGUCUUCAGCAUCCCUGGAGAAGCGCAUGAAGAUGGUGUCCCAGAGCAUUACCCAGCGCUUUCGGCUGUCACGGGACAAGAAGGUGGCCAAGUCUCUUGCCAUCAUUGUGAGCAUCUUUGGGCUCUGCUGGGCCCCGUAUACACUCCUAAUGAUCAUCCGAGCUGCUUGCCAUGGCCACUGCAUCCCCGACUACUGGUACGAGACGUCCUUCUGGCUUCUGUGGGCCAACUCAGCCGUCAACCCUGUCCUCUACCCGCUGUGCCACUACAGCUUCCGCAGAGCCUUCACCAAGCUCCUCUGUCCCCAGAAGCUCAAGGUCCAGCCCCAUGGCUCCCUGGAGCAGUGCUGGAAGUGAGCAGCUGCUCCACUCUUCUGCGGCUGUACCUGUGUAUUUGUUUCAUGGGCAGCCCCAGGGGUGGGCCCUGCCUUGUCCAUGGCCGCUCUAAACGCCACGAUAGCCUCUUAGAUCAUCAGCCCUGCAGUGGGGCAGCCUGGUAGGCUGGCUAGGGGCCCUCACUGGUGGAACUGGAGCAUGCUGGCUGGCUCUGCCGCCACAGUCUCCAUCACCCCAGAAGAGACAAUCCAGGAGUCCCAGGCAUGCAUGCCACCUCCACAGACAACGCAGUGCCAGUGGGGUCCCUUUUUGCACACUUAGUGGUUGGUGUCCUCUCUAAUGCAAACCUUGGUGUGUGCUCCAGGCUCCUGCCCCAGCAGUGUGCCCUGCAUGUGCACACAACUGCCGCACACCCACCACACACUGCAACUCUCCCCUCUCCCAGACAACCUGGGGAUGAUGCCCUUUGCUGCCUUUGUCUCUUGCUUAAGCCCAGAGCCUAGUUCCUUUAACCUUAUCCCUUCAACUCUUUGCCCCACAAAGUGUCAAGUGCCCCAGGAACCUUGAAGCCUUUCUCUGCUUUUCCAUUCUGGAUGUUUUCAAGGAAGAUGGAAGAGAAGAAAACACGUCUGUGAACUUGAUGUUCCUUGGAUGUU
Molecule: messenger RNA, 1812 nt
Organism: Peromyscus eremicus (cactus mouse)
Lineage: Eukaryota; Metazoa; Chordata; Mammalia; Rodentia; Cricetidae
Gene: Hrh3
Product: histamine receptor H3
Exons: 3
Coding region: 305-1177 (290 amino acids)
Biological process (GO): adenylate cyclase-activating adrenergic receptor signaling pathway
Cellular component (GO): membrane
Molecular function (GO): histamine receptor activity
Source: RefSeq, a predicted model, not a curated record